AAUAUCAUUUGAUAGAUAGUUGCGCAUAUUUGACGAGGUAACUUCACUUUGGUUUGACAUUUCGAACAUGUAUUGCCGGAACAUAUGACUUUACAACAAGUGAGCUACAAAAUAGUGUCUUGUGUAAAAUUCAUUCUUAACUGGAAAAUAAUUGGGAGUUCGAUAUCAAAGAACCAUCAAAAAAUUGCAUUCUAAGCAAAAUUUUACAAAAUGAGUGCAAAACAUGCAAAACGGCGUCGUUUGAAUACGGACAAUAAUGAAUUGGCUGAAUUGGAAGUUCAACAAAAUUCUAGACAAAUAUUACCUAAUUCGGAUGAGGCAACCACGUCGAAGCAACACCAAAACAUUGAAACAGACGAACAAAAGUCAUCGGAUGAAGCUGACAAUAUUGAAUCACCGCUUGCUAGCUGUCGCCUUCGACAUGGUUUAAAUGAAGACUGUCUGUAUGAAAUUUUCAAAUUUCUGGAAGUAUAUGAUCUGAUUCAAUUGUGUGAAUUAGAUAUUUACUUUCAAAAUUUAAUUUCGAAUUGGGUGAUCGGCAGAAAAAAGAUAAACUUCACGAAAAUGGACCCAUGCUGGACAACAAAUAAAAUUUUCCAAACAUUCGGCAAACACAUGCGGAAAAUAAAAAUCGCCGAAGAAAAUACACUGGGAAGCUUUGAACGUUUCUUAACAUUCAUCAGCCAGUAUUGUGCUGUGGGCGGAUUAUCCGAAGUGGAGCUACGUUUUAGUUCACCUACAGCCUCCGAAACCACAAUGCAGCAAUCUAUGCCAUUCUUCUCAAAUCUUCGAAAAUUGGUGCUUCAUGAUAACUACACACUCGUUACGUACAAAGAGUUCUUGUCGGGAAUCGCAACAUCAGCAACAAAUUUGACACAUCUUACACUAGAGGGUGUCAAUGUUUCUGGUGAAUGGUUGAUAAAUGGCGGCAUGGAAAAUUUACGAGAAUUUCGAUUGCACACAUCAAAACGACGGUCGAUGUGUAUCAAAGUCGCGGAAUUGUCGCAGUUUAUCCAGACGAAAGAAAAACUUGAAUUGUUCAGUUUUGUUGGCAAUGAAAAUAUUACGUUAGUAAUCGAUUCCUUGACCCAAAGUUGUCCCAAAUUGAAAACCUUUGUUGAUUUCCAAUUGAGUAAUCGAUAUAACCAUGGAACGGUGACAACUAUCUACUCACAAUCGGCCAAUCAAUACGGUUAUGUCCGAAAAUUUACCAGCGUAAAAACGCUUGGUCUCACAUCCUAUACACAGUGUGGAAGUGAUCUUUACUAUCCAUUUGUUAAAUUGGCUGCCCAAAAUCGAAUUGAAGCAUUGAAAAUUUUUGUUGAUCGAGAUUCUGCCAUUGCAUUACCUGAAAACAAUCAGAUGCACUAUUCGAAAAAAGAUUUCAAUCAUUUUAAGAGCUUGAAAUCGAUCGAAAUUCAAAUUAAGUCGGAGAGAAACGAAUGUGAUUUGAACAGUGAAUUCAUUUUGGAAUUCAUAUCAAAUUUGGCCAAUGUGACAAAACUGAUCGUCAUGAGUGAACCAUCCAUUUGGGACAUAAACAAAGUGGUAGAUAUGGCGCCAAAUCUGGAUGAGCUUGGAAUUUCACAUUUGAAAAUGAAGUAUUUGCCAGUGGAGAUGCGAAAACUUAUUAAAUCGGUUCGAAAACAUCGUGAACUUCGUGCACAGGUGCAAGAAAAUCCACCACGCUUUCAUUUGAUUGUGAAUGAACACCAAUGGCGUGAAAUGCAAGUAUACAAAGAUGUCAAGAACAUUAUCAUCUUUACCAUCGAAAAGAAUAAUCAUGGCCAAAGUUUCAAGAUAAACGGAGCUUAAAAUAAAAAACGCAUUGACCGCCGAAUACUCAUCUCAUUUAUAUUCUAAAAUUUCUCAUUUUGUUUACGGACAUGCCUCGAAUUAAUUGAAGCAUACGAUUUCUUUCAUUAUCAUAUAUAUCUAUAGAUUUAAGUAAUAUUUUGUGGCAAACAAUAUAAGGCUGUUAAUAAGCGGAUAAUAUUUAUCUGUAAUAGACAAUGUUUUUAUAAACAAAAUUUUUAUAACCCCAAAUUAAAAAAAAAAAAAACACAUUAAAAAUUGUAUUAAAACUUUUGAAUUUUUGAAUACAAAUUGAAGCUGUAGUUCUUCGAUAUUUUUACCUAAAACGAAUACAAUAAGCACAAU
Messenger RNA from Contarinia nasturtii (swede midge), 2160 nucleotides. RefSeq lists its product as uncharacterized. The transcript is spliced from 3 exons. NCBI's taxonomy places the organism in Eukaryota, Metazoa, Arthropoda, Insecta, Diptera, Cecidomyiidae. The coding region runs from base 211 to 1815 and encodes 534 amino acids. The record is from RefSeq and is a predicted model, not a curated record.